UUGAGGUUAGGGUGCAUUAUGCAACACGUUCAUGCUAGAAAAUGAGCGCUGGAAUUUCGUUUCCCUACCCUUUUUAACAACCUUACGUAGCAAUAUACCAGUGGUUGUGCACUGAAAACCCUCAGAAGAGGGCACUUGUAAAAUGUCUAUCAGGGCCACUUGCAUCUGAAAACAAACCAUGAGUGACCUGGCAUGCAUUCUAGCUGAUUUUGUUAGGCGCAAGUUUACAUUGGUUUGUCUGAUGACAAGGGAAAAUUUCUUGCUUUGUACUUUUGUGUAUAGAAGUACCACGUGGCAAGUUGCUUUUUUCUUUGCACUGUUGUAGCCCAUAGACAUUGUGAACAGAGUGGCACAUUAAUAAAUUUCCAAUUUUUAUUUGCAGGUCUAUCUCUCUUGGAUUGUCUUGGAGCAAAUACAGCGAAUUUGCACAUUGCUACUUUGUGGAAUGAAGCACCCACCAGUCAAGCCAACUUAUGGGCCUGUCCCAAAAGCCAUUCAAGUCGAAGAAGAGGUCCUUGGCUGUGAAGACUCCGUGGGUGAACACUUUUCUGAAAGCGACUUGUUCAACAUGUGGCAGCAGAUGGCGCACCAGCACCGAGAGGAGUUUCAGUGGGGCGCUGAGAGGCAUGAAAGGACGCACACAGGCGAAAAGCCCUUCAGCUGCCACAUCUGUCACAGAGUGUUUGCCGUGAAGGGUAACCUGCAGGUUCACGAAAGAAUUCACACGGGUGAAAAACCGUUCAAGUGCCAGAUUUGUCAGAAGGCGUUUUCACACAAAAGUACCCUGCAGGCUCACGUGAGGAUUCAUACGGGCGAGAGGCCGUUCAGGUGCGAGAUUUGUGAGAAGGCAUUUGCGAAAAGCAGUGACUUGACGCGUCAUGAAAAAGUCCACAUUGGAGACAAACCAUACAGGUGCGAAACGUGUGGGGCCGCGUUCAGACGGCGGUUCCAGUUGAGGUGUCACGAGAGACUUCACUAUAGAGACUCGUUACUUCAUUGUGAGCAGUGUGGAGAAAAGUUUGUGCAGGGAACUCAUUUAAAUGCACAUCAGAAGGACCAUCAUCCAUGAGGGACGUCCAUCGGAAUGUAAUGAAUGGUGUGGUUCAACAUAGUUGCACAGUGUCAUUUUACCCUUUUAUUCGAGACCAUCUUGGGUCAAAACCACAUGUUAACUGGUUGCUUAUUUCAUGAAUCGUCUAUGAUCUACCAAUACUCGCUGCCGUUAACUCUCUGGAGUCAGGAAUGCAAAUGGAACCAUCACUAAUAGAGAACCAAAAGGUCACCAUUGCAAUGAGCAUGUACCAUAUUUUCUGGUACAUAAAUCACACAUGUGCAUUAGUCGCGCUGCAAUAUAAAUGGCUGUUUUCAUGAAAACUUUGGUAUAAAGGCCGCCCCUUCAUACAAGUCGCACUGAUAUAUUUGUAUGAUUGGCACAACAGAUAUUAAUUGAAAAUCCCGCAUAUGUGUGUUAUGAUUGCAAUAUGUCUGCAAGUAAGAGCAAGUUUCAAUAUAACCGUCACCGAACUAAACGAGAGAUGUAACUCCUCUGGCAAAGUUUCAUAGUUAACCUUUUGGGGUCAUGUGAGUUUUCCCCUUGUUGGCCCCUCAGGUCAGAAUUAGUUUAUGCAAAAGUGAUACAAGCAACAAGUAACUUCAAAUUUAACAUUUUUAUUUUAAUAUAGUAAUAUGUUCAAUUGAAAAUAACUGCAUUCUCCUGGGUGCUUUUAGUUCUUGAAAUGCUAGCGGUACUUGCGCAGCAUGUGGUACUUUUUAAAGCAAGUGCCAAGGUGCAGGCCAGGUUGAUGAGUGCAGGUUUUGCAGUAGAACACUGUUCCGCGCCGUUGCCCCUUGGUUUUUCUGUCGCUGCAGACGGCGCAGUCCUUGCUUUUGCUUCCAUCAAGUUUAUAAAUAAAGUGGUUCUUUCCGCUCAGUC
Molecule: messenger RNA, 1933 nt
Organism: Ixodes scapularis (black-legged tick)
Lineage: Eukaryota; Metazoa; Arthropoda; Arachnida; Ixodida; Ixodidae
Product: gastrula zinc finger protein XlCGF49.1-like
Exons: 2
Coding region: 446-1069 (207 amino acids)
Biological process (GO): central nervous system development; regulation of transcription by RNA polymerase II
Cellular component (GO): nucleus
Molecular function (GO): RNA polymerase II cis-regulatory region sequence-specific DNA binding; DNA-binding transcription factor activity, RNA polymerase II-specific
Source: RefSeq, a predicted model, not a curated record